Messenger RNA from Vollenhovia emeryi, 496 nucleotides. RefSeq lists its product as uncharacterized. The transcript has a single exon. The record is from RefSeq and is a predicted model, not a curated record. The annotation marks the transcript as partial. NCBI's taxonomy places the organism in Eukaryota, Metazoa, Arthropoda, Insecta, Hymenoptera, Formicidae.
AUGAGUCGGCAGUUCGGGAUCAAGGAGGAAGGAGGAGAGAGGGGAGCAGGGAAGGGGGAACAGACAGGGAGAGAGAAGAGGAGUGGUGGAGAGAAGAGAGUGAUCGAGCGCGUGUACGAGAGAUCGACUGUGGAGAGCGGAAGGAGAUUGGCUGGAGAGUUCGAGAGUUCGAGAGUUCGAGAGAUCGAGUCGGCAGGAGUAAGAAAGUGCGAGGAGGAAGGGAGACAGAAGAUCUCGGACGGGAGAGGAGAAGGGGCUCGAGCUCGAGCAGUCGAUCCAAGCGGAAGAGGAGGGGAAGCAAUACGGGCUCGGGAGUACGGAAGGUGUACAAGAGGGGCAGGCAGUGUAGGUGUCAAGGCGAACGACAAAGUCAGCAGCAGAGGCGUAAGAGAGAACGGAGGCAGACAGCGAAGGAAAGGUGGAGGAGAAGAAGUCAGAAAGGUGAAAGUAGGAGAGGAGAAGAGUGAAGGAGAGGUGAGAGAGGCGGAGAGUGGAG